AGACAAGAGAGUGUAAAAGUCUUAAAAGGAGAAGGCGGCGUCCCCUUUGACACCCCAAAAGCCCCCCGCACAUAUUCUUGCCUUCUCAAUCACCUAAACACCAUCCAACUUCAACUUCCCCACACUCAUCUCUCUCCAUCCGCCGCACGCAUCUCUCCCUCUCUCUCUCUCUCUCUCUCUCUCUCUCUCUCUCUCUCUCUCUCUCUCUCUCUCUCUCUCUCUCUCCCUCCCUCCCUCUCCAUAUAUAAGACAGACAACUGCAAACUCAACCUCAAUCUCUCUCUAUCUCUGCAUAUAAACUUGUAUAAGACAUACUACUGCAAACUCAAUCCCCAUCAAUCUCUCCCACCUCUCCAACCGAAAUGGCACUCAUAAAGCCUCCAUCUUUACCAAUCCCACAACUCCAUUUCUCAAAACCCUCUUCUCCACCCACCAAUUCAUCUUCUUGCUCACAUUUCAUCACCUCGUCUUCACAUUCCCACUCACCCUUCACUGAAAAACACUCAAUCAACAGAUACAAAAGGGACAGUUGGGUAUUCAAGAACCAGCUGGACCCACUUUCCUCUUGCCCUGUCCCACCUGAUUCAUCCUCAAUUAGAGACUAUGACAUUGCCCUUCAGCUCCCUGAGCUCAAGAAGAUGUUGGAGGUGUUGAGAGAGAAGAGAGAGAGUGGUGGGGGUGGAGAGAGAGGGGAUAGGAAGGUUGGGGAUGUUUAUUUGGUGGGGACUGGCCCUGGUGAUCCUGAAUUGUUGACUUUAAAAGCUAUGAGAGUGAUACAAAGUGCUGAUCUUUUGUUGUAUGAUAGGCUGGUUUCCAAUGAUGUUCUUGAUUUGGUGGGCCAGAAUGCUAGGCUUCUUUAUGUUGGCAAGACUGCUGGUUAUCAUAGUCGAACACAGGAGGAGAUACACGAAUUGUUAUUAUGUUUUGCUGAAGCUGGGGCGACGGUAGUGAGACUUAAGGGGGGCGACCCACUGGUGUUUGGAAGGGGUGGAGAGGAAAUGGACUUUUUGCAACAGCAAGGCAUUCAAGUAAAAGUUAUUCCAGGAAUAACUGCUGCCUCUGGAAUAGCAGCAGAGCUUGGAAUUCCAUUGACUCAUAGGGGUGUGGCAAACAGUGUUAGAUUUCUGACAGGACAUUCCCAGAAAGGAGGUACUGACCCUCUGUUUGUAGCAGAAAAUGCAGCCGACCCUGAUUCAACCUUGGUUGUUUAUAUGGGCUUGUCAACUCUUCCUUCACUUGUGAUGAAGUUGAUGCAUCAUGGUCUUCCACAUGACACGCCAGCUGCUGCAGUUGAACGUGGGACAACACCUCAACAGCGCAUAGUGUUUGCAGAAAUUAAAGAUCUUGCUGACAGUAUUGCAUCAGCACAGUUGAUAUCUCCCACACUCAUCAUAAUCGGGAAGGUGGUCGCGCUUUCACCACUGUGGCCAAUUUCCUCAAAAGAUGCAUCUACUUUGGUGGAAGCCAGACAGAUAUAAAGCAAGGGAACAGACUGGCAAGCUGUUGGGUGCUAUCAAUGUUACUUAGUGUCGUUCUAGUUUGCAAUGCAUUCUGGUUCCUCUUCCACGAAAGACAGUGCAGUGAGUUGCAAAACAAGAUUUUGCUGCCUCCUGUUGACAAAGUCACUGCAAUUGGUUUGCGGAAGGUAACAGUGUCUGUUACGAUGGUCGAAGUAGCCAUGAUAACUAAGGACCACUUGAAUUGGUACAGAGACUCUUUACGAAGCAAAACUGGUUCAGUACUCGGGCUGAAAGGGGAAGAGGUUUAUCUUCAUCUUUUGGGAAUGUAGUAGGUUCUUAUUCCAUUUUCUCUUUUAGGUUAUUAAGUGUUUACUGCCUUUUAAGUUGGUGUGUAAAUUAUGGCAUGAGCCAUGAGGGGGUAAAAAACAUUUUUUUCCGAGGACAAUAAUAAUUUACUGACUUAUUUAUUGAGGAUUUAUAUAUCAAGGAAUUUUUUUUUAUGAA
This is a messenger RNA of Daucus carota subsp. sativus, 1964 nucleotides long. RefSeq names its product S-adenosyl-L-methionine-dependent uroporphyrinogen III methyltransferase, chloroplastic. The record is from RefSeq and is a predicted model, not a curated record. The coding region runs from base 363 to 1478 and encodes 371 amino acids. Gene Ontology annotation, biological process: siroheme biosynthetic process. Gene Ontology annotation, molecular function: uroporphyrin-III C-methyltransferase activity. Lineage: Eukaryota; Viridiplantae; Streptophyta; Magnoliopsida; Apiales; Apiaceae. The transcript has 5 exons.